Molecule: messenger RNA, 1460 nt
Organism: Chroicocephalus ridibundus (black-headed gull)
Lineage: Eukaryota; Metazoa; Chordata; Aves; Charadriiformes; Laridae
Gene: PCBP3
Product: poly(rC) binding protein 3
Exons: 15
Coding region: 210-1307 (365 amino acids)
Biological process (GO): regulation of gene expression; regulation of RNA metabolic process
Cellular component (GO): nucleus; cytoplasm
Molecular function (GO): mRNA binding
Source: RefSeq, a predicted model, not a curated record
CGGGGGAUCGGCCCCAGGGGCUCGUGCCGCGGACACGGUUUCCGUCCCGUGCUCAGCAUGCCCUUUUCUGGUGCGACUGGACCCUCCGAGGAAUCACUCUGGAGCUCAAGGCCAGCCUGCACGGUAAGGUGAUACGGCCGUGGUGUUGUCUCCUCCUGCGCCAGGGCUGCCCUCCCAGUUAACACACGUCUCCCAUCCCCCGGUAGGAAAUGGAGUCAAAGGUCUCUGAAGGUGGUCUGAACGUCACCCUCACCAUCCGGCUGCUGAUGCAUGGCAAGGAAGUUGGAAGCAUCAUUGGAAAGAAAGGAGAGACUGUGAAGAAGAUGCGUGAGGAGAGCGGGGCAAGGAUCAACAUCUCAGAGGGAAACUGCCCCGAGCGGAUCGUGACCAUCACUGGCCCCACUGAUGCCAUCUUCAAGGCUUUUGCCAUGAUCGCCUACAAAUUUGAGGAGGACAUAACCAACUCAAUGAGCAACAGCACUGCUACCAGCAAACCUCCAGUGACACUGAGACUGGUCGUGCCGGCUAGUCAGUGUGGCUCACUGAUUGGCAAAGGAGGCUCCAAGAUCAAGGAAAUCAGGGAGUCAACAGGUGCUCAGGUUCAAGUGGCAGGGGACAUGCUGCCCAACUCCACGGAGCGGGCGGUGACAAUCUCGGGGACACCUGACGCAAUUAUCCAGUGUGUCAAACAGAUCUGUGUGGUGAUGCUGGAGUCCCCACCAAAAGGUGCCACCAUUCCCUACCGCCCAAAGCCCGCCUCCACCCCUGUCAUUUUUGCAGGUGGUCAGGUAAGAGCCGACCCGCUUGCAGCCUCCACUGCCAACCUCAGCCUUUUACUGCAGCACCAGCCGCUGCCCGCCUAUACAAUUCAGGGACAAUACGCUAUUCCACACCCGGAUCAGUUGACCAAGCUCCACCAGUUGGCUAUGCAGCAAACCCCCUUUACUCCCCUUGGACAGACCACCCCCGCUUUCCCUGGAGAAAAGCUGCCCUUACAUUCCUCCGAAGAAGCUCAAAAUCUGAUGGGCCAAUCAUCAGGUUUGGAUGCCAGUCCCCCGGCCAGUACUCAUGAACUCACCAUUCCCAAUGAUCUAAUAGGCUGCAUAAUCGGACGCCAAGGGACCAAAAUCAAUGAAAUUCGGCAGAUGUCAGGAGCGCAGAUCAAAAUUGCCAGCGCCACGGAAGGGUCAUCGGAGCGCCAAAUUACCAUCACAGGAACCCCUGCAAACAUCAGCCUCGCUCAGUACCUCAUCAACGCCAGCUCUCCAGACCCUGAUCCCCAUGGGAGGAACACCUUCACCGCUUGACCGGAGCAUCGCAGCAGACGUGGUGCCAGUGGCUGACGCUUGAGUUCCCCCCAAAGACGUUGCCAGCUUCCUGUGAGCUUCUCCUUCUCCUCCGUGGCAUCCUUUGGGCCAGCUGCCUGAAGCCCCCUGCCCAUGGCUGCACAGAACCUCCUC